UUCAAUUCCUCCCCGAAAUCUCUCUCCCGCAAUGCCUUACGCCCUCUCUGAAUCGCACAAGCAAUUGGUCUCGGGCCAUUUAGCCGAAACCGACCCGGAAGUCGACCAAAUCAUCAAGGAUGAAAUCGACAGACAAAGACACUCCAUCGUGCUCAUUGCUUCUGAAAACUUCACCACCACCGCCGUUUUCGACGCCUUGGGAACGCCCAUGUGUAACAAGUACUCCGAAGGUUACCCUGGUGCCAGAUACUACGGUGGUAACGAACACAUCGACAGAAUCGAGCUCUUGUGUCAGGAAAGAGCCUUGAAGGCCUUCAACGUCACUGCUGACAAGUGGGGUGUCAAUGUUCAGACCCUUUCUGGUUCUCCAGCCAACUUGCAAGUCUACCAGGCUAUCAUGAAGCCCCACGAAAGAUUGAUGGGUUUGGACUUGCCUCACGGUGGUCAUUUGUCCCACGGCUACCAAACCGACUCCAGAAAGAUCUCGGCUGUUUCUACUUAUUUUGAAACCAUGCCAUACAGAGUUGAUUUGGCAACUGGUUUGAUCGACUACGACAUGUUGGAAAAGACUGCUGUCUUGUUCAGACCAAAGGUUUUGGUUGCUGGUACAUCUGCUUACUGUAGAUUGAUAGACUACAAGAGAAUGAGAGAAAUCGCCGACAAGGUCGGUGCCUACCUUGUUGUCGACAUGGCCCACAUCUCUGGUUUGGUCGCUGCUGGAGUAAUUCCAUCUCCUUUCGAAUAUGCUGACAUCGUCACCACCACCACCCACAAGUCGUUGAGAGGCCCAAGAGGUGCCAUGAUCUUCUUCAGAAGAGGUGUCAGAUCUGUCAACCCUAAGACUGGUCAAGAAAUCUUGUACGACUUGGAAAACCCAAUCAACUUCUCGGUUUUCCCUGGCCACCAAGGUGGUCCACACAACCACACCAUCACUGCUUUAGCUACUGCCUUGAAGCAAGCUGCUACUCCUGAGUUCAGAGAGUACCAGGAACAGGUAUUGAAGAACGCCAAGGUGUUGGAAACUGAAUUCCUUGCUAAGGGAUACCAGUUGGUUUCCCACGGUACCGACUCGCACAUGGUGUUGGUUUCCUUGAAGGAUAAGAACAUCGACGGUGCCAGAGUUGAAACCGUCUGUGAAAAGAUCAACAUUGCCUUGAACAAGAACUCCAUUCCAGGCGACAAAUCUGCCUUAGUUCCAGGUGGUGUAAGAAUCGGUGCUCCUGCCAUGACCACCAGAGGCUUGGGUGAAGAAGACUUCAAGAAGAUCGUCACCUACAUUGACUUUGCCGUCAACUACGCCAAGGAGCUUCAAGCUUCGUUGCCAAAGGAAGCCAACAAAUUGAAGGACUUCAAGAGCGCCGUGUUGAACGGUGACGACGAAAAGUUGAAGGCUGUAAAGGCCGAAAUCUCGCAAUGGGCUGGCGAAUUCCCAUUGUCUGUUUAAGUUUUUAACAAACGACCCAAUUAUGAUAAAAUCACGUAUAAAUUUCUUGAAAAAAUGACUACGAAACUUGUAUAGCUUCAUUUCUAUGUUAUGGCUUAUGGCAAGCAAAACAUUCCAUACUACUUGAAUUCAACAUUCUUAAUGAACUUGAUGUAGUUUUUAUGACUAUGGUAUUCAACAUCUACAUAUACAUACAUAAUAUUAAUUCUACUUAUACAUAUACUAAUUAC
Molecule: messenger RNA, 1674 nt
Organism: Scheffersomyces stipitis CBS 6054
Lineage: Eukaryota; Fungi; Ascomycota; Pichiomycetes; Serinales; Debaryomycetaceae
Gene: SHM2
Product: glycine hydroxymethyltransferase
Exons: 1
Coding region: 32-1444 (470 amino acids)
Biological process (GO): folic acid metabolic process; L-serine catabolic process; tetrahydrofolate interconversion
Cellular component (GO): cytoplasm
Molecular function (GO): zinc ion binding; cobalt ion binding; pyridoxal phosphate binding
Source: RefSeq, a predicted model, not a curated record